This is a messenger RNA of Sordaria macrospora k-hell, 4446 nucleotides long. RefSeq lists its product as uncharacterized. Gene Ontology annotation, biological process: transmembrane transport. Gene Ontology annotation, cellular component: membrane. Lineage: Eukaryota; Fungi; Ascomycota; Sordariomycetes; Sordariales; Sordariaceae. The record is from RefSeq and is a predicted model, not a curated record. Gene Ontology annotation, molecular function: ATP binding; ATP hydrolysis activity; ABC-type transporter activity.
AUGAUGGGAAACAGGGCCUCAGCGAAUCUCUACGGCAUUCAAAUUUUGGGGCUUCUGAUUGCGGCAGUGGCCUUUGCUUCGUUUCCCCGACGUCCGGAUAUUUAUCACAGGGAACAAGUUGUUGACCAGCAAAAAGCGGUGUCGCUCCUUUCUCUCCUGUCGUUCUCCUGGAACCUCAACAUUUUCAAUGCCGCAAAGGAGAGACAACUGGAAACCGCAGAUCUGCCCAGGUUGGAGUUCAUUACGCGCUCGGAAAACAUCCAGCAAGAUUUCACCGAACACAAGAAGCCAGGUCGUUUCUGGCAACAACUGCUCCGGUUCAAUGCGCGCAACUUGGUACAUCAAUGGGCCCUGGCCUUUUUGAUUGCCAUCUUGUCGAUAUUUCCCCAGAUCGUGCUCUACAACUUCCUUUCCAAGAUCGAAAGGGGGACCCAGAGCUCGCCCAAAGAUCCCUUGUUGCUCGUCUGGGCCCUUGCUUUGUUCUUUACCCAAGCACUGCAGGUCGGUGCCACGAAUUGGCUGAAAUGGAUUACCGAAAGCCGAAUGGAUAUUCCUCUUGAGUCUUUGGUGCAGACUCUGGUGUUUGCCAAAGCUCUCAAGCAGUACGAUACCGUCAGUUCAGGACAGGACAGUAAUGGGUCUUCGAAACCCAAUGGACAGAAUGGAAAUGUGAAUGGAAACUACCAGCCGGACACUUUGCUGAAAGCCAAAGAGAAAAAGGAUGAGGAAAAGGGACAAUCGGCUUACAACCUGCUGAAGGUUGACAGUUCUCGCGUCACCAACUUUUGUCAGUGCAACAGCGACCUGCCCAUGGCCGCUUUCAAACUUGCUCUCGCUAGCGCCUUCCUUAUCCGCCUGAUGGGAUGGUUGCCCGUCCUCUCUGGGCUGACUGCCGCCAGUCUGGCCAUACCGCUCAAUCUCCAUCUCUCAAGGAAACAACGAGACCAGAACUCUGGUUUGAUGCAAAUCCGAGAUUUCAAAGCACACCUACUGGCCGAGGCACUGUUGGGAAUGCGCCAGAUCCGAUACUCGGCCCUUGAAGACUUCUGGGAGGACAAGAUCCUGGCAAGCAGAGAUGAUGAGCUCAAGCAGUACUGGAGAGUGGCACUCGGGAAGUGUCUGAUUUUCUUCACCGUCAACAUUGCACCUCUGUUGCUCGCCGGCGUCACCUUCACGGUCUAUGUAUGGAAACAGAGAUUCCACAUCAAAGCCUCGGUCAUCUUCACGGCCCUCGGCUUGUUUGAUCAGCUGGAUGAUGCAGUGUCACUCCUGCGCAAGGUACAAAUCAACUUGCUCGAAGCGUGGGCAAGUGUCUCGAGACUAGACAAAUACUUUGGUCGUCAGGACAAGCAAGAGGUCACCAAACCAGGGAGCUUGAUCGCUUUCGAGGAUGCUACCGUGGCUUGGCCUCGACCUGAAGAUACCGAUGAGGUUGGAGAUGCUCAGGCACCACCCCGAGGGGCACAUACCAUGCUCACGGACAUCAACGUGAAGUUCCCACCAGGCGAGCUCAGUGUCAUUGCGGGUAAGACCGGAUCUGGCAAAAGUCUACUCCUCGCAGCAAUUCUCGGCGAAGUCAAGCUCAUAGCCGGCAACAUCUACCUUCCUUCUGCGCCGGAACCGAGCAACGACGAGAAUAUCCGAGACCAAGACUGGAUUAUACCCUCGCUUACCUGCUUUGUGUCCCAAACUCCAUGGAUCGAAAGUGGCACAGUCAGGGACAACAUCCUCUUUGGUCUCCCGUUCAACCGCCUCCGCUACCAAAAGGUUCUCUGCGCUUGUGCCCUUGAGAAAGAUCUGCAGCUUUUGGCUGAUGGUGACCAAACAGGAGUUGGGCCCAAAGGCGUCUCGUUGUCCGGUGGCCAAAGAUGGAGAAUAGCCCUAGCCCGCGCCCUGUACUCGCGUGCCGGAAUCAUCGUGAUGGAUAAUAUACUGAGCGCUGUGGACACGCAUGUGAGCAGGCUGAUCGUUGAGGAGGCGCUGACGGGAGGGUUGGCCGUCGGAAGGACGAGAAUUCUCGCUACCCAUCAUGUCGAUCUUGUUCACCCAUACGCCAGCUGUGUGGUGCGUCUCAGGGGCGGGCGCCUCAGGUCCGUCGGGUACAACGCUCCCGAAAACCAAAACUUGACGCCUACGACGGCGGUAUUCGAGCCUGGUAGCAUACCAUGGGCUCGACCUGACGGCAAUGGACUAGCCUCAUCUUCCAGUUCAGCCAUGAUGGGCCUCGAGAGGAGACAAACCCGCGAGGAGAAGAGGGCUGUUGGAUGGGUCAAAUGGGACGUGUACAAGGCAUACUACAAGGCCAGCGGUGGUGCCCUGAACUGGGCUCUAGGCAUGGCUGUGCUCUUUGUUGGUCACGGUCUGGGUAUUGUUCGUACCUGGAGUCUCAAGGAGCUUGCUCAAAGAGCCGCAUUUGUUGAGGCAAACUCCAAGAUGCCGUUCACGGCUCAGUAUCAUCAGACUUACAGCCAAAUGACUUUAGGAUACGCUGCUACCAAUCCUACUGCUUGCACUCCCAAGUUCAGUAUCUGCUUUUGGAUCUCGACAUAUGCUCUAGUUUGCUUCCUCGUCGGUGUGUCGCAAAUUGCCCGCGAUGUUACCUUUACCCUCAUCGGAAUGAGAGCCUCUAGGAAGCUGUUUCAACAGCUAACACACACGAUUCUCCGGACGCCCAUCAGAUGGAUUGAAACCGUCCCGGCAGGUCGUAUCUUGAAUCGCUUCACGUCAGAUAUUUCAGUCGUCGAUAAACCGCUAGCUACCCCGACAUUUACGUUCAUACAAGCAGCCGUUCUACUGAUGAUCAUCGUCGUCACUUGUUCCUCCGUCUCCCUCUCGGUGCUUUUCUUCGUCAUACUCCUCUUCGCCCUCUACGUAUACAUCGCCAACAACUUCAUACACGUUGCCAGGGAAGUCAAGCGCCUCAAGUCCGUCUCUAACUCCCCCAUCUACGAUCAGUUCAGCUCCGUGUUGUCCGGCUUAACGACUAUCCGUGCCUUCAAACGCACCCAGUCCUACACCAACAAUUUGUACCAACUGAUCGACGCCAACAGCUCUGCGAACUGGUCGCAGCAGCUCUUGAAGCGAUGGAUAGGUUUUCGCAUGGGCAUGCUCGGCGCCGUAUUCGUCACAAUCGUGGCCGGUGCCGUAGCACUGGGUGGUGUGGACGCUGCACUCGCGGGUUUCAGCUUAUCGUUUGCCUUCCGGUACACGUCCGCUCUUACAUCUCUACUCGAGGCCCUGACAGCGCUGGAAUUGGGAUUCAACUCAUGCGAGAGGGUGUUGGAGUAUAUUGAGGUUGAGCGUGAAAGCGAACAAGGUCUGGACGCCCCUGCGGCCUGGCCAGCGGAGGGGAGAAUCGAAGUCGAGAACCUUACGGCCUCGUAUGCCCGCGAUCUUCAGCCCGUCUUGUCCGAUCUUAACUUCAGUGUUGGAGCCGGCGAGCGGGUUGGGAUCGUUGGGCGAACAGGCGCUGGCAAAUCAACGCUUGCCGCGGUUCUUUUCCGUCUUCUGGAACCCAGCAGAGGCUCAAUCCGCAUUGAUGGGCUUGAUAUUUCCACCUUGAAGCUAACACAACUGCGGAAGAGCCUCGUCAUUAUUCCUCAAGAUCCAUUCCUGUUCUCAGGCACCCUACGUUCCAACUUGGACACCGAAGGCCGUCUAGACGACACAGAGAUAUACAACGCACUACGACGCGUCAAUCUGAUCGGUUCAAUCUACAGCAAUACGAGUUACCCACCAUCACUCUACACACCGGUCAUGGGUCCCAGAACAGUCGAGCCCGCCACCGCCGAAGUCAACAUGUUCGACGACAUCCAAACAUUGGGUGAUAACGGCGUCCAAAUCACCCCUUUCAUCCUCGACACCAACGACAACAACCCCUUGGAUCUCCUCACCUUCGAUCGUCAUCCAGAAGAUUCAACACCAGUCACCUCCCUCCCCGAAGUUGAACAACAACCCGCAUCCGCACCCGUACCCAAGCCCCCAUCACCAGAAGGAGAAACUCCCUCCCCACCACCCAUAUCCCUUCCCGCCCCUCUCCUUCCUCUCCCGCUUUCCCCCUCCCUCUCCGCCAUAACCACCAGCACCGCCACGGUUAACCAUCAGGUCAACAACCCCUUCACCAACCUCUCCCAUCCCAUCACCACAGGAGGCUCCAACCUCUCACAAGGCCAGCGACAGCUCGUUUGCCUCGCACGCGCUUUGCUCACCCGCCCCAAAAUCAUGGUGUUGGACGAGGCCACGUCGGCCAUCGACCAAGACACGGACGCGGCCAUCCAGCGUUCGCUGCGCGAGUGCAUCGAGAGCACCGGCACCACGGUACUGGUGAUUGCUCAUCGGUUGUCGACGGUGGCGGACUUUGAUAAAGGGCUGGUGCUGGAUAAAGGUCGGGUGGUGGAGUUUGGAUCGCCUGGCGAGUUGGUGAGGAGGGGGGAUUCAGAGGGAUAA